AUGGAAGAGCAAAACCUUCUCCCAGAGGUCCCGGCAGCCCUGAAGCGCCUAGCCAAGUACAUAGCACGCGGUUUCUAUGGGGUCGAGUAUUCCCUGGCUCUCGACAUGCUGAUCCGCUACCCCUGUGUGAGAGAGGAUGACUUGUUACAGCUGCUCAAGUAUGAACGAAAGCAACUGCGCACUGUGCUCAACGCGCUCAAGGCAGACAAGUUAGUGAAGCUGCGAAUGAGAGUUGAAACGGGGCCUGAUGGGAAGAGCACAAGGCACAAUUACUAUUACAUCAAUUACAAGGUGCUGGUGGAUGUGGUAAAAUACAAACUGGAUCAUGUACGCCGGCAGAUAGAAGCAGAUGAGCGGGAUUCAACUACUAGGUCCUCUUUUAAAUGUCCAUCAUGCUCCAGCAUUUACACAGACCUGGAAGCCAAUCAGCUCUUUGAUGUAUUUACAGAGACUUUUCGCUGCACUUACUGCAACACUGAAGUGGAGGAAGAUGCCUCAGCACUUCUUAAGCGCGACGCUCGAACGUUGCUAGCAAAAUUCAAUGAGCAGAUGGAACCGAUCUUUGUGCUACUGCGUGAGACUGAAGAGAUCAUUCUGCCGUAUGACUUGCUAGAGCCUCAGCCAACAGAAAUACCAGAAUUAUCAGAAAGCUUUGAUCACAAGGUGGGUUCAAGUGUGCUGGAAUCCUGCAGCCGACCUGAAAAAUGGGCCAACAGAAGUUCCUCUUUUGGCAAUAUAUAUACCCAAAACUUAGUUAUUCAUGUCCAAGGCUCUGAGUUCAAGGAGAAAACAAGAGUAAAAGCAACUGAAGAGCAGCCUAUCUGGAUGUCACAGAGCACUGUGGAAGGAGCAACAACCACCACAAACAACAGUGUUGCAGUUAAUGCUUCUGAAGAAAGUGUCCAAGAAACUGUCACUGAUAAUGAAAUAAUCAAGACUCUUCUGAUCCAUGAAUCUAAGUCAUCAUCUAGCACAGACCAGGAUCCUGCUGUCAAAAGAAAACACCCUGAAUCAAACAGUGAUACCAGUGAAUCUGAAGAAGAGGCUAAGCACUCAAGAGUGGGAAUAAAAGUAGCAAGCAGCAACUUUGAACAAGAGGAGGAACAGGACACACAAGGUCCUAUUUUAAUGGUAGCUGGUCAGCCUUGUUCAUAUGGUGAGAUCAGUGAAAAUCCAGAGCUUGUGUCUGUCAUGACAAAUGAAGAGAGAGAAGCUUAUAUAAAAGUAGGGCAAGAAAUGUUCCAGUCUGUCUUUGAAUAAUUAUUACUGUAUUAAUAUAUGAACUUGUAUAAAUGGGUGAAAGUUUCCUUUGAAGUAAGAUAGUUUAAUAGUUUAACUUAUGUUCUUCCAAGUUAAGCAUUUACUGGUAAAGUUUUGUUUGAACUUAUUGCCGUUAUGCAAGAUAGUAGUAAUCCUGCAGUAGGUAAAUCCCGCAGUAGCACUGCAGCAAAAAAAAACCUGAAGUUACUAUGUGUUUUCUGUUGUCUUAAUGCUUAGACUUUGUGAAUGCUGUAAUUAGUUUGGAGCAUGAAUCAUUUCAGGUACGACAAGAUCUGAUGAAAAUAAAGUUGCAAAAGCAAUGUUGCAACCUAUUGUAAGAUUUAAUUAUUCCUCCUUGCUUGCAAGUAGCAAAUACUUCCAGUAGUGUGCAACAUGAUUUGGUUUUGCUCCCUGCCAGUGUGUCCUGUUAGGUCACUCACUAUACAACAGUCCCAGGCAGGUGCUAUACAGUAACCUCCUUCGAAGGGAAGAGCUGUUACUAAAUUGUGUUAUCUACAGAAGAAAACCAGCCCUGGCCUCCUAAUUUACAUUGUAAAAAUAAUUAUCUCAAUUCCUUGUACUCAUUGCUCCACAGAACUCUCUCUGAAAUGAUGAACUAGGCAAUGGAUACUGGACAGUAAAAUACAACAUUCAUUUUGGUCUAGAUAGGUAAGGAAGCAAGCAAGCAAUGCAUCAAGCAGAAGACCCUGCUGCUUAUAUCUCAUUCAGUCUCCCAUAAUCAUUUUAAGCAAAAUUUUUACUACCACUGGAAGAACACAUUCUACUUGAACUGAACUAGAUAUGAGUAGGACUGGCAUCAGAAUA
Apus apus (common swift) is the source of this 2085-nucleotide messenger RNA. RefSeq names its product general transcription factor IIE subunit 1-like. Bases 1 to 1260 code for a protein of 419 amino acids. Gene Ontology annotation, cellular component: transcription factor TFIIE complex. The record is from RefSeq and is a predicted model, not a curated record. Gene Ontology annotation, biological process: transcription open complex formation at RNA polymerase II promoter; transcription initiation at RNA polymerase II promoter. NCBI's taxonomy places the organism in Eukaryota, Metazoa, Chordata, Aves, Apodiformes, Apodidae. The transcript has 4 exons.